Molecule: messenger RNA, 1692 nt
Organism: Cordyceps fumosorosea ARSEF 2679
Lineage: Eukaryota; Fungi; Ascomycota; Sordariomycetes; Hypocreales; Cordycipitaceae
Product: Sugar/inositol transporter
Exons: 4
Coding region: 1-1692 (563 amino acids)
Biological process (GO): carbohydrate transport; transmembrane transport
Cellular component (GO): membrane
Molecular function (GO): carbohydrate:proton symporter activity
Source: RefSeq, a predicted model, not a curated record
AUGGCUGGCGGCGUCAAGAAACCCGUCAACAUCUUCCGCCUGAAGAACCUCGGCGAGCCCGCGGGCGUCUUCAACUGGCGCCUGUGGUUCGCCGUGGUCUCUUUUGGCCUGCUCGGCGCGGCGCGCGGCAUCGACGAGGGCCUCAUCUCGGGGGCCUUCAACUCGGCCGACUUCCAGCGGGCCAUCCACUACAGCACCUACACUACCGUCCAAAAGGCCAACAUCAAGGCCAACGUGUCGUCGAUGGUGCAGCUCGGCUCCGUCGCGGGCGCCAUGAUUGCAUUCAUCGUCUGCGAUCGGAUCGGCCGUAUUCAGGCCACUCGCUUCCUCUGUAUGCUCUGGAUUCUCGGCAUCGUCGUCUUCAUGAUUGGCGGCGUCAACGGCAACCUCGGCGCUAUUUACGCUGGGCGCUUUAUUGCUGGUCUUGGUGUCGGACAGACGCCUGUCGUCGGCCCCGUAUACAUUGCGGAAAUUGCCCCCGCGUCCGUUCGUGGCUUGUGUACCUGCUUCUUCACUGGCGCCGUCUACAUUGGCAUCGUCCUGGCCUACUUUACCAACUAUGGCUCCUCCAUCCACAUCUCCAAUCACAGUCAUAAUCAGUGGCUGGUUCCUACGAGCCUCCAUAUCAUGAUGGCCGGCAUCAUCUUCAUCCUCAUGUUCUUCCAGUACGAGUCGCCUCGCUUCCUCGUCAAGCAGGGACGCCCCGACAAGGCCGCCGAGGUCCUUUCGCACAUCCGCCAGCAAGCUCCCGACAGCGACUACGUAGUUGGUGAGACGUCCAUGAUCCAGGCUGCGCUCGACCAUGAGAUGGAGGCAACUCGCGGCGUCGGAUUCUUCGGCAUGGUCAAGGAAUUGUUCCUCGUCAAGAGCAACCUGUAUCGCAUGUAUCUCGCAGCCAUGGUGCAAUUAUUGUCCCAAUGGAGCGGUGCGGGAAGCAUCACCCUCUAUGCAGUGGAUCUUUUCAAGAUCAUUGGCAUCACUGGAAAGCAAGAAGGGAUGCUCGUCACCGCCGUAUUCGGAGUUGUGAAGCUGAUCGCUGCGUUGGCCUGUGCCCUGUUCCUCGUCGAUGUGAUUGGACGCAAGAUGUCGCUUCUCAUCGGCAUUACCCUGCAAUCCAUUUCCAUGAUUUAUGUCGCCAGCUUCCUUACCUCUGUCCCUCAGCUCGGUGUAGUCGAGGGUUUCAAGCUUCCUCAGAAGGAUCUAGGCAGCAGUCGCGGCGCCAUCGCGAUGAUAUACGUGUCUGGAUUUGCCUGGGCCAUGGGCUGGAACUCUAUGCAGUAUCUCUUGACUGCAGAACUGUUCCCGCUCCGCGUGCGCUCAUUUGCUACGUCGAUUUCCAUGACCCUGCACUUCGCCAACCAGUACGGCAACACCCGGGCUGUUCCCAACAUGCUUCUCCCGACCAGCAACGGAGGCAUCUCUCCCUCUGGCACUUUCUGGUGCUUCGCGGCCAUCACCAUCCUUGGCGGGAUAUGGGUGCUCUUCUCCGUCCCGGAAACGAGCGGUCGUUCUCUCGAGAGCAUGGACCGCCUCUUCGACCUCCCCUGGUACAAGAUUGGUCUGUACGGAAACAAGGAUGCUGAGCUCCAGGACCAGGCGUACGAUGAGAAGGAGCAGGCCGCGCACGAGAUGCACGGAAUGGGCCAGCAUGUCGAGACGGCCAACCAGAAGCCUCGCACGAUUGAUGUUUGA